Acanthopagrus latus (yellowfin seabream) is the source of this 5077-nucleotide messenger RNA. RefSeq names its product transient receptor potential cation channel, subfamily M, member 2 (gene trpm2). Gene Ontology annotation, molecular function: ligand-gated calcium channel activity. The record is from RefSeq and is a predicted model, not a curated record. Bases 96 to 4532 code for a protein of 1478 amino acids. NCBI's taxonomy places the organism in Eukaryota, Metazoa, Chordata, Actinopteri, Spariformes, Sparidae. Gene Ontology annotation, biological process: calcium ion transmembrane transport. Gene Ontology annotation, cellular component: membrane. The transcript is spliced from 35 exons.
AUUCUGUUUUGUAGAGGGUGGAGUUAUUUCACAGUGUGGUUACUGCCUCUCUCUCUCUCACUCUGUCCAGUUGAGACCGAGAAGGACUGAUUGCCAUGAAUGAAUCAACGGAAAUGCUGCAAAAAUUUGAGAACAGGAUCCAACCGCAGCAGAUGAUCGAGCAGCUCCAGGGGAAAAAUCUUCAACUAAAACAAGCGGUUUCUUGUUUUAAAAAGCGCUGCACGUUUGCCUCCUGGGUCUUAGAGAACAUCAACAAGAAGGAGUGCUGCUUCUUUGAAAAAGGUGUCAGAGCGGAUGUAUGCAAGUGUGGCUACUCUAAGACCGACCAUGUGGAUGAAGCCAUCAAGCCGGAGGACUUCACAGGCGAGUCGUGGGACAGACACAGACACAUCCGUGAAGUCCCCACCGAUGCUUUUGGAGACAUCAGCUUUGGUGGUUUGGGACAAAAGACUGGCCAGUAUGCGCGAGUGUCCACAGACACCAGCCCUGAAAUCCUGUACCAGUUAUUGACCGAUCAGUGGAAACUUUCCCCUCCCAACCUGCUGAUCUCAGUGACCGGAGGAGCCAAGAACUUCUACCUGAAGGCUCGUCUCAAGACGGUCUUCCACAGAGGUCUCAUUAAAGUGGCGCAGACCACAGGUGCGUGGAUCAUCACCGGUGGCACACAGACUGGUGUGAUGAAGCACGUCGGGCGGGCUGUGAGGGACUACGCCCUGAGCAGCUCCACGCAGGGUCAGAUCGUGGCCAUCGGAGUGGCAACGUGGGGAGUAAUUCACAACAGGGAUGCUCUGGUGCAGCCAGAGGGUUGUUUCCCAGCCCAUUAUGUGAUGGACAUUGAGGGCCAAGGCCGACUCUCCUGCCUCGAUAACAACCACACCCACUUCCUGCUGGUGGACGAUGGGACUCAGGGACAGUAUGGAGUGGAGAUCGAGCUGCGGAGCCGUCUGGAGAAGUGCAUCGCUGGGAAGCGUCUUGGAAACAAAGAGAGCGGCGUGACCAUCCCUGUGGUGUGUGUGGUUUUGGAUGGAGGACCAGGCACUCUAAAUACCAUCUAUAACGCCAUGCUGAACAGUACACCAUGUGUGAUCUUGGAGGGCUCUGGGAGAAUAGCAGACGUGAUCGCUCAGGUGGCAGGGCUGCCACCGGGCCGGAUCACCAUCGCCCUCAUCCACCAGUUAAUGAAAAAGUUCUUUGGCAAAGAGUAUGAAAGGUUCCCCGACCUCAGGAUCAUAGAAUGGACCAAGAAGAUUCAGGACAUCAUCAGGAUGUCUCAGCUGCUGACAGUCUUCACAAUAAGCGAUGACGAGCAAGGCGAUGUGGAUGUAGCUAUCCUCCAAGCGCUGCUCAAAGCCUCGAGGACCAGCGAGUCACUGGGAAUGGACUGCUGGAAGAGGCAGCUGGAGCUGGCUAUCGCCUGGAACCGAGUGGACAUAGCUGAGACUGAGAUCUUCACUGAGGAGAGCCACUGGAAGUCCAGUGACCUCCACUGGGCCAUGUUCUCAGCCCUGGUUGGCAACAAACCUCAGUUUGUGCGUCUGCUGCUGGAGAACGGUGUGAAUCUGAGGGAUUUCCUGCAGGACGAGGAGACUCUGUGCGAGCUCUACAAGCAGAUGCCCGGCUGCUUCUUUCUCGGCAAGCUGGCCAAGCGGGUCCAAAAUUCAAGCCACUUCAGGAGGCGGGUGAUCGGCAUCAGAUCCCGAAAUCACUCGGAUCAAUCGAUCACCAUGACUCACGUGUCUGGCGAGGUGCGCCACCUGCUGGGCAGUUUCACCCAGCCCCUCUACCCUCCAUCCACCACUAUAAACCAGUUCAACAUGUCUAUGGAGGAUUCAUCUUCAUCACAGUCUAAAAGUCAGGCAGGAUCCCAGGCUGCACUCAGGGAGAUCAUUGUUGAAGCACCGAGGGACCCGGGCAGAGACCUUUUCCUUUGGGCCAUUGUGCAGAACAAUAAGGAUCUGGCUGAAAUUGCCUGGGAGCAGUGCAGAGACUGCAUGUCUGCCGCCCUGGCCGCCAGUAAGAUCCUGAGGAAGCUGGCCGGUGAAGGAAGUGAUGCAGACGAGGCCGAGGAAAUGAAAGAGCUCGCCAAUCACUACGAGAAACACGCCAUCGGUGUCUUCAGUCAGUGCCACAACAGUGAUGAAGACCGGGCUCGGAAGUUGUUGGUUCAUGCGUCACCGUAUUGGGGGAGGACGACGUGCCUGAGGCUGGCGCUGGAGGCCGAUGAUAAAAGCUUUGUAGCUCAGUCAGGAGUUCAGGCUCUUCUGACGCAGAUCUGGUGCGGUGAGCUCUCAGUGGACAACCCUGUGUGGAGAGUGAUGGUCUGCAUGGUUUUCUUCCCACUCAUCUACACCAGAUUUCUGGUUUACAGACGAGAUGAAGUCAUCCAGAGAGAAACUGCGAAGAACGAGGAGAUCAAGACGGUGGAGAAAGUGACUGGAAGCACGAUGCGAACAAACUCUCGCAGCCUUUCGGACGUCAUUUGCAGUGACCUCGCCAGCCUGAGGCGCCUGAAGCCUCUGAGGAGCUGGUCCAAACUGGUGAGCUUGUACAGCUCUCCGCAGGUCAAGUUUUACUGGAACAUCGUGUCUUACUUCGCCUUCCUCUUCCUGUUCGCGGUGGUGCUGAUGAUCGACUUCCAGGACCUGCCCUCUCCUUGGGAGCUGCUGCUUUAUAUCUGGCUGCUCUCUCUGGUGUGCGAGGAGGUCAGACAGCUGUUUCAUGAUCCUGAUGGCUUCGGGUUUCGUAAGAAAUCCAAGAUGUACAUCAACGACCUGUGGAAUAUUUUAGACGUUCUGUCCAUCAUCCUCUUUAUCAUUGGCUUUGCAUUUAGGCUGACGACUGUGCUCUUCUAUGCGGGUAAAGUCCUCCUCUGCAUCGACUUUGUGGUCUUCUGCCUCCGUCUCAUGGCCAUCUUCACUAUCAGCAAAACCCUGGGACCCAAAAUCAUCAUCGUGAAGAGGAUGAUGAUGGACAUGUUCUUCUUCAUGUUCCUGCUGAGUAUCUGGGUGGUGGCGUACGGAGUGGCCAAACAAGGCAUCCUCAUCCACAACGACAAUCGGCUGGACUGGAUCCUCCGCGGGGCAGUUUAUGAGCCGUACCUCAUCAUAUUUGGGGAUUUUCCUCAAAAUAUUGAAUAUUCCGGAUUUGACCUGAACUCCUGCAGCAUGAACGGCACCGAUCCUCUGAAGCCAAAGUGUCCCGUGCUGAACGAAAGCCAAACCCCAGCCUUCCCUGAGUGGCUCACCAUCAUCAUGCUCUGUGUUUACCUGCUCUUUGCCAACAUACUGCUGCUCAACCUGCUCAUAGCCAUCUUCAACUUUACGUUCCAGGAAGUUCAGGACAACACAGACAGAAUCUGGAAGUUUCAAAGAUACGAGCUGAUUAAGGAGUACCACAGCCGCCCCGCUGCGCCUCCUCCUUUCAUCAUCCUCAGCCAUCUUUACAUCUUCAUCAGGAACGUGGUGCUGUGCAGGCCCCCCGUCGUCUGCAAAGAGUUCAAGAACGAGCUCCUUGAGAGUGAGGAGGAGGAGCUGUUGUCGUGGGAGGCCUUGAUGAAGGACAGAUACCUGCAGUCCACUCAGCAGGAGCAGAGCCAGAGCAUGGAGCGACGCAUCCUGGACACGGCCCAGAAGGUCACCACCAUAGGCGAUCGGCUGGAGAGGGAAGAGGAGAAGAGCUCUGAUGCCAUGUUGAAAAGACUGGCUCGACUAGAGGAGCAGGUCGGCCAGUCAGCCAGAGCCCUGCAGUGGAUUAUGGACAGUCUGAAAUCUCAGGGUUUUGCAGCAAACGAACCACAGUCACUGAACGAGUCCCCUGACACGUACGUCGGUACAUCAGAGAAAGAAGACGGGUUCCACGUGAACGCCCGGCAGUUUCAUUACCCAGGCAGCAAAGUCACGCGCUUCCCGGUGCCUGACGAGAAGGUGCCAUGGGAGGUCGGCUUCAGCUCAUACAUGCCAAUUUAUUUCGCCUCUGAAGACAGUGAAGACCAUGUAGAUGGAUCCGAAUUAGCGGCCUUAGAUAAUUACAGAAACCCACAGGGGAGGACGGGCAUCAGAGGACGAGGCACGCUGAGCCGCCUCGGUCCAAAUCUGCACGUAGACCUUGUGCUUACACGCUGGCGAGACAGUGAGCGAUCUGUUUUGGAGUACCUGGCUGUUUUGGGAGAGACCCAGGGACUGUUGGCUUUACCUGCCGGACCCGUCCAAACUACUGACGUCCUGCCAGUGACUCUUAAGAGGACCAUGGGAAAGACGCUGUAUGAAAAGCUAAAUGAAAAAGUAUCAGACGGAAUAAAGGUGUUCGAGGGUUAUGUGGACGACUGCAGGAACACAGAUAACGCCUGGGUGGAAACCACCGUCUUAAACAUUCACCUGGACAGAACGAGCCCGCUGAUGGUCGAUAUCAGCAACAUGGCGGUGAGCGCCUACGGCUCCCUUCUGUGGCAGGAGGUGAGCGGCAGAGCCCGACUCAGCUCAAGCCAGAGAGAGUCUCUGCGGCAGGUUGCCGAACUGCACAACAGGAAGUUCUGAUUGUUCACACGCCGCUCCAGCUGUAAAUGUGCCUCUCUGUCGGCAGGUUUUCUGCUGUCUUUUUGUUAAGGGCUGAUUGAUUAUGUUACACUGAAAGCACUUGUAAAAAAAAAGACACUUUAAAGCCUAAUUGUUAUGCUGCUGUGGAUUAUUUCUGAAUGUUUAGCCCACACAUUGUGCGACGUGUUCACUGAUCACUGAUACUCCAAAUAUGGUGGCACUUUGAGGUAAUUGUACUUCUAAAGAGUAUUCCCAUGUUAUACUACUUCAGUCAGUAUUCACUUUUACAUACACAUGUAAAUCAUUGUCUCACUGAAUAUAAAAUAAUGCAGUUACAGAUGCCAAACACUAGAGAGUAGUUGACAGAGCUGAUACAGAUGAUGCAUCAAUAAUAAUGCUAUCAUAUGACUCUGCUUACAGUUUAUAUUAUAUAAACUCCUAAAAAAGGGAAUGUGCUGCAAAUAAUGACUUUAUUUUUCAUACAGUUUGCUGCAAAUACCUUUACUUGAGUAUAAUAAUAAAUGCAGGAUUUUUUUUUACUUGCA